This is a messenger RNA of Linum trigynum, 531 nucleotides long. The record is from the annotation of a GenBank genome assembly. NCBI's taxonomy places the organism in Eukaryota, Viridiplantae, Streptophyta, Magnoliopsida, Malpighiales, Linaceae.
AUGGUCGACGACUCCGGUUCAGACAGCGGGGAGAAGAAGCCUGUCGUCGAGAGUCAUGGUGAUGUUAUUGGUUCUACUUCGCCCUUGUUUCUUCACCCUUCGGACACUCCAAGUCAAGUCUUUGUCGCUGAUCUCCUCACCGACAUGAAUUACGGAAAAUGCUCCGUCGAGAUUUCCAACGCCUUGCUCGCCAAAAACAAGCUAGGAUUCGUGCUAGGCACGAUUCCUCGUCCGGCUUCAGGCGAACAUCUCAACGCUUGGACGCGGUGUAACGCUAUGGUGGUCGGAUGGCUACGUCAAGCCAUGUCUCGCGACAUCCGUAGCAGUCUCAGCACCGGAUUCACCGCCAAGCAGAUUUGGGAUGAGCUCCAAGAGCGUUUCAGCACUGGUUCUCUCCCGCGCCGCUACAAGAUCCGCCGCCAGCUUAGAGCCCUACGUCAAGAUCGUACGUUUGUUUCGACCUUCUAUGCUAAACUGAAGAGGCUCUGGGAUGAUUGGUUGACGUUAAUGUUAAUAAUGAAGAAUAAAUAA